AUGUCCCCCCAUAGAGAAACCUCAUCGGACGAGAGCGCCACCAGCUCGCCCCAGAAUGGCACCAAUGGCGCUGCUGCUCCUGAGCUUGUAGCGGUGCUAACCGACGGCGGGGCGACGACGCCCGAAUCGUUUGCCGUUCAGAAUGGCGUCGAUUCGCACGUCAAGCCUAUUCAGCGCUCAUCUCAUCUGGUCGCGGCCCCUCUCGACGCCGAAUAUGAUCUCAUCUGCGUCGGCUUUGGUCCCGCCAGUCUCUCCGUUGCCAUUGCGCUCCACGACUCUCUCGCCGCGGGCAAGAAGCUUCGACCGGAUGGCUCUGCCCCCAAAGUCCUUUUCCUAGAAAAGCAGACCCGUUUUGCUUGGCACGCCGGUAUGCUUCUUCCUGGGGCCAAGAUGCAGAUUUCUUUCGUCAAGGACCUGGCGACCCUCCGUGAUCCCCGCUCGCAUUUUACUUUCCUCAACUAUCUUCACGAGCACGACCGUCUGGUUGACUUUACGAAUCUCGGCACAUUCCUGCCAGCUCGCAUCGAAUACGAAGACUAUAUGAGGUGGUGCUCAUCCCAUUUUGAGCAUCUUGUUCAGUAUGACCAUGAGGUUGUAUCGGUAACACCAGCCCUGAAGAAGGCCGAUACUGUCAAGCAGUUCACGGUGGAGGCACGAAGCAACGCGAAUGGACAGAUCCAGACCUUCAGAGGACGCAAUGUGUUGCUCGCCACCGGUGGCAAGCCCAGCUUCCCCAAGAGCUUCCCCGUCAAGCACCCUCGCAUUUUGCAUUCUUCGCAGUAUGCUUACAUGGUGCCCAAGAUUCUCACGGACAAGAAUGCUGCCUAUAAAGUCAUUGUUGUCGGUGCUGGUCAGAGUGCCGCUGAAAUUUUCCACAACAUUCAGAAUCUAUACCCCAAUUCGAGUACGCAGCUUAUUAUGCGCCAGGAAUUCCUGAAGCCCAGCGAUGACUCGCCUUUCGUGAAUUCCAUUUUCAACCCUGAAUACAUUGACUCACUUUUCCCCAAGUCUGCCAAGGAUAGAAGCGAGUUCCUUGUUGACGCUCGCGCCACAAACUACGGCGUUGUCCGUCUGGAGCUUAUUGAAGAACUCUUUGAGCGUAUGUAUUCGCAGAAGCGUGUACUUGGCCCAGAUGAGCGUGUCUGGCCGCAUAGAAUCAUGGGCUGCCGCCAGAUCAGCAACAUUGAGUCCAAGGGCGAUGGCCUAGAGGUCAAGAUUCACAGCCUGGCCGAUGGGAUUGUCAACUCGGCAGACGAAGAAAUCCUGUCCGCUGAUCUUAUUAUUGCGGCGACUGGCUACCAGCGCAAUGCGCACAUUGAUAUGCUCAAGGGCACUUGGGAUAUGCUGCCUAAAGCCGUACCUGGAACUACCAUGUUCAACAAGGGCGUCACUGGGUGGAAUGUCGAUACAGAGCAGGGUGAGCGCAAGCUAUCCGUCGGCCGUGAUUAUCGCGUCAAGUACAACGCUGGGUCGGUAGCUGCCGAUGCUGGCAUUUGGCUGCAGGGAUGCUGCGAGGGAACCCACGGAUUGAGCGAUACUCUUCUGUCGGUUCUUGCGACAAGAUCGGGUGAAAUUGUGCAGUCCAUUUUUGGGUCGGAACAGUAA
Akanthomyces muscarius is the source of this 1605-nucleotide messenger RNA. RefSeq lists its product as uncharacterized. The transcript is spliced from 3 exons. Bases 1 to 1605 code for a protein of 534 amino acids. Gene Ontology annotation, biological process: intracellular iron ion homeostasis. The record is from RefSeq and is a predicted model, not a curated record. NCBI's taxonomy places the organism in Eukaryota, Fungi, Ascomycota, Sordariomycetes, Hypocreales, Cordycipitaceae.